AUGUCAAGUGGGAGACCAUCAUCAUCAACACUGGUAGGAAAGAAGAGCAAGAAGAUGGCAUCAAGUUCAAAGCCAAAUGCAGUGUCAUUGCAAGACAAGUUACAAAUGGUAGAAAAUGAAGAGCAGGUUGUGCUUAAACACAUACAUGAUCUUAACAAAUGGACAGAUGCAAUAGAUGGAAUGAACGAAGAGCAGUUAAAGGAAUACCUUGAAAACAGACCUCAAGAACUCAAAAGUGUGAAGAUCCACAACAGCAACAACAAGCCUAAACAAAAGCAAAAAUCCAAGCUCCAAAAGUCUAAGCCUUCAACUUGCAGUGGAAUAAUGGCCUCUGUAUGGAAGUUCCACAAGGAAGAUAAUGAUGAAGAUGAUGUUAACAAAGGCAUACAACACACUUCCAAGUAGCCAAGUAAAGUGAGCCUCAAUAAAUCAAGCUGGUGAUUAACUUUUUUCAUUUAUAGCCAAAUGGCCUAUAGUCUGUUUGUAUAAUGCUGGGUAAUUUAAUAACUAUAGUUCAAUCAUUAAUUUCAUUUACAGAACAAGGUGUAUCUUUCUCUUUAUUGCAAUCAAAGAGAAAUAAUUUCAGUAAAGAGCAUGGAUCUAAAUUACCAUAUCUCCAUCUUGUAAAUAUGAAUGCAAAAGAGCCAAGUACAAACCUACAACAGAUCCCAUUGGUCAUUUUGCAUAAAAUUCAAUUAGAUCAAACAUAAAUUUGAUGAUUCACUAUAUAUGGUUUGCAAAAUACCAGGAGACCAACCUGAAGCAUAAAACAAUAAACAAUUCAUUCCGUUCUUGCAUUUCUCCCACCUUUCUUACUAACUGCCUCACACAAUCGGCAUGGUAAUGUGUCAAGGCUUGUUGCACGGGCCUUAGCAUAGUUACCUAAUACACCACAUCUUCUCCAGGCAUGGUAC
This is a messenger RNA of Gossypium arboreum, 914 nucleotides long. RefSeq lists its product as uncharacterized. The record is from RefSeq and is a predicted model, not a curated record. The transcript is spliced from 2 exons. Lineage: Eukaryota; Viridiplantae; Streptophyta; Magnoliopsida; Malvales; Malvaceae. The coding region runs from base 1 to 405 and encodes 134 amino acids.